AGACGAAAACUGACGUCUCUGUGUACCGGAAUGACGUCGCCGGGAGGUUAAUCAGCUGAUUGUAACGAUCAAAAUAAAACCGAUUUCUCCGUUAAAAGAGGUCAAACAUCAUCUGACAACUCACGGUAAUCUGCUCGGACACGGUUGACAUGCUUUAUUUGGACCGCCAUCAUGGACAAGAUUUUGGAGGGCCUUGUGAGCUCCGAUCACUCCGUUCCAGUGAAGAAAGCCAUUGUGAAGAUGGUCGUGGAAGCAGCAGAGAAAGAAGUCACUGAGGAGCAGUGUCAGUCGCUGUUUAAUCUCACCACCCGCCUCGUGUUGCUUGGUGAAGAUGCCUUUCAGAGGCAGAUCGGCCUCCAGGUGUUGGAUGCCUACGCGCGUUACCACCGCCCGGAGUUUGAGCGUUUCUUCAGUAAAGACUUCGUCCUCACUCUUCUUCAGCAGGGCUAUGGCCAGUUGGACCGCAAAGACCCGGCCAUUAUAGACUACAUUCACUGCUGCCUACGGCUGCUCAUCAGCUGCCCAUCGGUGCUGGAGAUCUUCAGCGUGAUCCAAGUGGAGGUUUUAAGGAUGGUGUGCGAGCGUCCGGAGCCUGCGCUCUGUGCCCGCUUGAACACUUUGCUGUCAGACUUUGUGCAGUGCAUCCCGAGGGAUAAGUCAGGCAUUUUGUUCUGCCAGCAGCUUGUGAGAACCAUCAGUUACUUUCACUGUUUUGCCAGCCAAGAGCGGGAGCUGAGCGAGUAUGUAGGUCAGGUGACUAAGGUUAGCACACUGCUGCAAAACAUCUGGAAGGCUGACCCAGCCACACUGCUUCCCUCACUGCAGGAAGUCUUUGCUAUUAUCUCUUCCACAGACCCUUCCUUUGACCCAUCCAUUGCUCUGGCCAGCCUGGUCCAGCACAUCCCCGUCCAUAUGAUCACAGUGCUUAUCAAGAGUCUCACGACAGACCACAAUGUCAAGGACGCAAGCAUGACUAAAGCACUCUGCAGGAUGAUUGACUGGCUUUCUUGGCCUCUGGCUCAACAUGUUGAUACCUGGGUCAUUGCUCUACUCAAAGGACUGGCUGCAGUUCAGAAGUUCACAAUCCUCAUAGAUGUCACUCUGCUUAAAAUUGAACUGGUAUUCAGUCGUCUGUGGUACCCUAUUGUGCGUCAGGGGGCGCUAACUGUGCUCUCCCAUAUGCUGCUGAGUUUCCAGCACUCUCCUGAGGCCUUCCAUUUGGUUGUUCCACGUGUGGUGGAUCUAGUCCAGUCUUUGAGGACAGAUGGUCUACCCAGCAGUAAAGCUUUCUUGCCACAGUUUACUGAGCUCAUACACUGCAUGAUGUACCAGUACUCCGGCUUCCCUGACCUCUAUGACCACAUACUAGAGGCCAUCAAGGAUCUCCCAAAACCCGGAGAAGAGGAGAUCAAGUUAAUAUUGAAUAAAAGUGCCUGGACAUCCCAAUCCAACUCAUUUGCCUCAGGACUUUUGAGGCAAAUUGGGAAGUCUGAGACGGGCAAGACUGGCCUGGUCAACCUGGGAAACACCUGCUACAUGAACAGCAUCAUCCAGACACUCUUCAUGGCCACAGAUUUCAGGCGGCAUGUUUUAUCAUUACAUAUAAACGGUUCCAACAUGCUUAUGAAAAAGCUCCAGAUGCUCUUCGCUUUCCUUGCACACACUCAGAGGGCAGCAUACGCUCCCAGAAACUUCUUGGAAGCUUCUCGGCCUCCCUGGUUCAAUGUCGGCUCUCAGCAAGACUGUUCUGAGUACCUCAGAUUUCUUCUAGACAGGUUACAUGAGGAAGAGAAAACACUUCAGGUCCUUGAAUCAGCGAAGCCAAAGGUUGCCUCCCCUGUUGACACAAGCAGCACAGACCCAACAGGUCAGACCUCUCCAGAGGAGGGCGAGGAGUCAUCUCCAGCAGAAACCAAACCUCGGAAGGACGGAAGGACUUUGAUAGAAACGAUGUUUGGUGGGAAUCUGAUCACAGGUAUUCGCUGUAUGCAGUGUAACUGCAUCUCUGAGAAAGAGGAGCCUUUUACAGACCUCUCUUUGGCCUUCUGUCCUUCUGCCACCUCUCAGGACAGCCCUAAACCCGAGGGGCCUUCAGAGGAGCCCAAGGGUCUCUGUCAGGGAUCUGUCAAUGGCGGCAGUGAAAUUCCUGACCCAGGCUCCGUCAAAGUCCCAGCUAGCAAUGUCAUUCCUAUGCCAGCGACAAAUGAGCCUCCCCUUUCUGUGCCUGACCUGGUGAACUAUUUCCUGGCUCCAGAGAUCCUGGACGAAGAGAAUGCCUAUUUCUGUGACAAGUGUAGCUCCCUCCAGCGGGCCGAGAGGACCAUGAAAGUGGUGUCGGCACCUGAAUACUUAAUCCUCACCCUGCUGCGGUUCUCGUACGAUGCCAAAUGCCAUGUCCGGAGAAAGAUUCUGGAAAAUGUCACCAUCCCUCCACUCAUGAGACUUCCUGUAUAUACUCCUUCUACACCUACACAUUGUUCCUCUUCUACCUCCUCCCCUCUGCAAGUAGAUUCUCCUGAGAGCAGUGAGAAUCUGGCCAAGAAGCUCAAACCAUCUCAAAAAGAUGAGGAGGAAGAGGAGAACGACCGGAUAGAUGGAGCGGAGCAGAUAACAAGAGGAGGAGAGAUGUCAGUCCAGUCUGUGCCCUAUGUCCUCAGCUCACUGGUGAUGCAUUCUGGUAUAUCAUCCGAGAGUGGCCACUACUACUCUUAUGGUCGUAACAUUAAUGGAGCAGAUGGAACACAGCAUCCAGCCAAUCAUUUCGCCCUCAAGGAAGAUUUGGGAAAUGGCCAGGCUGAGUCUAGCCUCUCCACUUGCUCAGGUCUUACAAUUACACCUGAACAAGUCGACAGACCACCUAAUGGUAGCCAGGAGGCAAAGGAUUGGCUGCUGUUCAACGACAGCAGAGUGACAUUCUCAUCCUUCCAAUCAGUGCAAAACAUUACUAAUCGCUUCCCCAAGGACACAGCGUAUGUGCUCAUGUACAGGAAACAGGAGCUACCAGGGCAAAGCAUAAAUGGCGGACUGAUGGCAAAUGGAAUGAGAUUGAAUGCUGAGCCUCCCCUGCAGAAAGAACUGCUUGAUGCUAUUAUCAAGGACAACAAGCUGUAUUUACAGGAACAGGAGCUCAAUGCCAGGACCCAGGCUCUCCAGGCCCCUUCAUCCUCCUGCUCAUUCAGGCCCAACGGUUCAGAUGACAAUAACCCACCAGGGAGCUGCGGCCCAUCUGGUGGAGGAGGUGGUGGAGGAGGGGGAGGCUUCAAUACCAUUAGUAGACUGGUCUUCUGAAAGAAAAUACAAAAUGCUGCAGGAAACCCAGAUGAACUGGCACUGAGGGAGUCCUGAACUGUCAUACCAUAGAUGUGCAUAUAACCUCAUAAAAAGAGCACUGAAAUCUGAACACGAACACACACACACACACACACACACACACACACACACACACACUGCACAUGUGCGCUGAUUCUAAUCCCAGAUUUGGUUUUGUUUAAGUCUUAUAGUUUUGAUUAGAUCGUCUUUAUACCACUGCUUUAUCCAUCAUUUAAUACUUUUUAAUUUAUUUAAUUAUUUUUUUUGUGAUCUAAACAUUGUAAUCUCUUAUUAAUUUUUACAAAUUUCAAAACUCGGAAGUACAUAACACUUAUUUGUGCAAAUGUGUACUCUCCUUUAAUUAAAAUAAAUGUUGCUGAAUAUAAUUUAUUAUAGAAAUGACUUCAAUAAAUACUAGUAUCCCAAGAGACUUUUACAUACAUGAUAACUAUGUAAAACUGGUUCACUUUAGAACACUCUGACAAUCCAUUAUCUGGAUUCUCAGAGUGUUUAUAAUAUUACCUCACACACAAGCAUAAACACACAAACAUAUGCAGAGUUGAACACACAACAUAUGCAAAUACAUGCAUGUGCAGUGCACAGUACAGAAGAAAGCAUUGGACUGUAAGAUAAACAGACUUUUUUUGAUUUGUCAUAGUUCUGAACACACGGCUCAUAACCGUUUGUUUACUUUUCGGAUUUGCAUGCGGCUUUUCUUCACGAGCUGUGGAGUUUGAUUUUUGAGAUAAUUGAAUCUUUUUCGAUGUGUGCUUUGGUGUUUUAUAAGUUUCAUAUCCCAUGCAAUAAAUGUACAUAUGACUUAAAAUAUCAUUCUGAAUAAUCAUGGAAUACAAAACUAUAUGUGGAAAAUGGAGUACUAUAUAUGGGGCAUUUCCAACAUAAAGGCAUUUUCAAUUUGAAUAUUUGAUGCUGUUCUCCCAACAACAGGUAGUGCGAUCUACAGAAAGCUAAAUUGCAAACUGCUUGUUGAAACAUAUUUGACAAGAGUUAACCGUUUGAUGGCAUAUUUUAAUGUAUUCCUCUGAUUUGAUCAUUCAGGGAGACUUUUGUGUUCAUGCUGAUUUUAUGUGCCUUUUGAUAUUUAAUGCAGACUUUUUGAAGAGGAAUUUGUCAGGAUAUACACCUGUACUGUGUUAAUAUUCAUAAUGGCUUUACCUUUCCAUACAGAAAAACAAAUCAGUAUUUGUUGUAUUGUCUAACUUAAUCAUGCAGGUUAUUUAAGGUAAAGUUAUUUAAAGUGGUAUGUUGGCAAAGAGGUGGGCAGAUGUUGGGGACUAAACUAUAAAUGUAAUAGUUAACCUGCGAUCAUGUUAAAAAAAUAAAUUAUGAUCAUGAAAGGCAUUUAAUAAAUACUCAAUUUGAACAGUGGUAAGAUAAAGCUGCAGAUGGUUUCUGGAAACCUUAAAUUCAUUUAUGUGUUAAUGAGCCACAAAAUGUUAUAAGUGUGUUAUUAUGUUCAACUGUACCUCAAUGUCUGUGUCGCCUUACUUGUCACAAUUCCACAUCUCCACAGAGACUAUAUUGACCACUAGGAGCCAUCUCUAGUACUACAGCUUCAUGUGAAUAGAUCACCUACUGUACAUAAUUUAUAUUCUUUCUUGCAGAAUAUACAGACCCAUGACAUCACGGGUGACAGGUAGCUCCAUCUACGUGUGGCAAGAUGGAUAUGAAGCUAGAAAUAAUACAUUUUCUAACUAACUGAAACUAAAAAUGGUUAAAUGUCUGAUUCUGUACAUUUUUGAUACAGCAAAUGUCAAGAAUUCCACUCAAAAACAGGAAGUUUUUGGGGGGGUAUGAAAGUGACUUUGUGGAUUAAAAAAAGAAAUACAGAACUGUA
This is a messenger RNA of Larimichthys crocea (large yellow croaker), 5167 nucleotides long. It is a transcript of the gene usp38, whose product is annotated as ubiquitin specific peptidase 38. The record is from RefSeq and is a predicted model, not a curated record. NCBI's taxonomy places the organism in Eukaryota, Metazoa, Chordata, Actinopteri, Sciaenidae. The coding region runs from base 172 to 3288 and encodes 1038 amino acids. The transcript is spliced from 11 exons. Gene Ontology annotation, molecular function: cysteine-type deubiquitinase activity. Gene Ontology annotation, cellular component: nucleus; cytosol. Gene Ontology annotation, biological process: protein deubiquitination; ubiquitin-dependent protein catabolic process.